CAAGAACACUUAGAGAUUUCGCAUAAAAAACCAAAAUUUUUUCUUGCCGUCUCUGAAUCUCUGUGUAGCAGAGAAUUCUGAGAAAGGAAAUGGCACGGGGCCUGGGCCAGGACAUGACUCGGGUUCCUCUGAUCUGGGCUUCGGCAAGAAACAAUAAGGCAAACAUGGUUGAGGAGAAAGACAGAUGCAGAGUUUGGUGAAUAUAAGAAGCUUAAAUGAGGUGUAAGAGACAUCCUUUCGAUCCCAGCAGUGGCGUUGGCAUAUGCGCUUCUUGUCUCCGUGAACGCCUCUUUGCUAUCAUCGCCGCCCAAGCUCGUCAACAAGCUCUAGCACAAGCACAAGCCCAGGCCGAGACUGAAGAUCAUCGGAAAUCUAACGCCCGCCCACCUCCGCUCGUUUUCCCUCGCUCCGUCUCUCCUUACAUCUAUAGCCGCUCUGCAAGCGACCCUUCCGGGGAACAUCACCACCACAAAUUCGAUCAGCGCUUCUACAGCACCCCUCAGGUGGGUUCCAACUCCACUUCCACCACCAUCGGCGGUGCCACUCAAAAGAAGAAGCGCCGUAAAUUCUCGCUCUUCACAUAUCUGUUCGGUAAAUUCAGAUCGCAAGAAUCAGAACCAGAUGCUACAGAUCCCAGAACUUCUAGAGUCUCCAGGUCUUCAUUAGCUACUACUUCUUCAUCUACUUCACCGAUCUCGCAAAACUCGUUCUCAUCUUUCUUCCCCAGUCACCGGAAGAAACUAUCUCGUCUCUUCACCUUCGAAGACACCCGCGGCAGAGGCCACCGACCACCCGGCAGAAGAGAUCGAGGAAUGUCACCGGAGAGAACCACCGUUGAAGGUGACCUCUCUGGAGAUAAUGACGAUUCGAGUAGUUACUCAUCCAAAUCUUCACCAAAGGGGCUACAGACUCAACGAACACCGCCACAUGCGACACCGACGAGGUCUCGCCGGCGAGGGCAUCAUAAUCGGAAUGUUUCGGGAUUGGCUAUGUGUUUUAGUCCGUUGGUGAGGCCAAGCCCAAGUAGGCACCAUCGGAAUGUGGUAAUCUCCGGUGAAAUAGGAUUUUCAGGUGAAGUUCGGGGUUCGAGUAAACCGCAUUUUUCUGCGGCUCCUUCUUUCUGCAAGAACAGAUCAAAAAAGCUUGCAGACAUAGGGAGGUACAACAGUUACAAAUCUUGAUGUUUGAUGAUAAUUGGUUUGUGAU
Messenger RNA from Telopea speciosissima, 1206 nucleotides. RefSeq lists its product as uncharacterized. The transcript has a single exon. The record is from RefSeq and is a predicted model, not a curated record. Bases 216 to 1181 code for a protein of 321 amino acids. NCBI's taxonomy places the organism in Eukaryota, Viridiplantae, Streptophyta, Magnoliopsida, Proteales, Proteaceae.